CCUAGUAGUGCCACACAAGCCGUGGUUUUCCUCUUCACAGUUUGUAGUGCACAGGUCAUGGGCUCCGUUCUUGAUGAAGUAAUCUAUAAGCGUGUUGAAUAUCAAGAAAAUUGCACCAGAAUUUCAGAGGCCACUUCCCACACCAGAACUGGAACAUACUGCAAUGGGACUUUUGACAAUUUUGUCUGUUGGCCUCAUUCUUCUCCUGGACUCGUAUCUGUGCCUUGCCCCCCAUAUUUACCGUGGAUCAAAGAAGGUGCUGCGAGAUAUGUAUACAGGGAGUGUACAAUCAAUGGCACGUGGCGCACUGAGGAAAAUUCCACGAAGGUGUGGAGGGAUCUGUCCGAGUGUGAGGACAAUAAGUUUUUCAACAAAGACGAGGAGGAGAUAUUUCGCCAGUGGGUGUUGAGGGUCAUCUCCAUUGUGGGAUAUUCGUUGUCUUUCUUCUCCCUUUCUCUCGCGGUCCUCAUUAUGGGCCUACUGAGGAAGCUUCACUGUACAAGGAAUUACAUCCACAUGAACCUCUUUGUGUCAUUUAUAUUUAGAGCCAUGGCAGUAAUUACAAAAGAAAUUAUACUCAAAGUCAUGUACUCUAAUCUACCCACUGAUGGAAAUGGAUGGAAUGACUACACCAACUCACGGAUGACUGUGAUCUGCAGAGCUUCAAAGGUGUCCAUGGAAUAUUUCGUGGGGUGUAGUUAUCUGUGGCUUUUAGUGGAGGCAAUCUUUCUCCAUACUCUCCUAUUUACCGCAGUGCUUACCAAGAGGAGUCUACUAAAACAAUACAUGCUUCUUGGAUGGGGAACUCCAUUGUUGUGGACGGUAACUUGGACAGUAGUUAAAGCUCUUUACGAAAAUAAAAGCUGUUGGUCCCAUAACAACACGUGGAUUUGGUGGAUUAUUCGAGCUCCAAUAACAUUAGCAGUGAUUAUUAUUUUCUGCAUAUUUCUCAAAAUCAUGAAACUUCUGCUGUCAAAGCUGAAAGCUGAUCAGGUGAAAUUUAAAGACUACAGAUACAGUUUAGCCAGAGCAACAGUAGUUUUGAUUCCAUUACUUGGAAUUCAUGAAGUGGUGUUCUCCAUGAUCAUAGAUGAGUCUGUUGAGGGAAGCAGCCGGUAUGUUCGCAACUUCAUCCACCUGACAAUGAGCUCUUUCCAGGGCUUUCUGAUUGCUGUGUUGUAUUGUUUUGCAAAUGGAGAGGUUCAAGCUGAGCUGAAGAAGCGAUGGCAAGUCUUUCUUUUUGCCAACCAUUUUGAGGUUCACAACUGCUUUGCAGACAUAAAUCCAAAAUAUUUAUGGAAAUGCCCAAAGAAGCAACCCAGACACCCCUCAGAACAGAGUGAGUCAUUCGAGGAGGGCAGCGCACCCAAACAAACGCAGCUGUUGCAAGUGGCCGUCCAAUCAGGGGGAGAAGUUAGACGUGGACGAGCCACAGGGCCGGAGUUUCACCCAAGGAAGAGUCUCUCCAGCAGUGAUGGAGAAAUGACGAUGGGAGAAACUAUGGAAGAGAUCUUAGAAGAGAGCGAGUUUUAACUUCUUCCACAUCUU
Molecule: messenger RNA, 1548 nt
Organism: Chanos chanos (milkfish)
Lineage: Eukaryota; Metazoa; Chordata; Actinopteri; Gonorynchiformes; Chanidae
Gene: glp2r
Product: glucagon-like peptide 2 receptor
Exons: 13
Coding region: 58-1533 (491 amino acids)
Biological process (GO): adenylate cyclase-modulating G protein-coupled receptor signaling pathway; cell surface receptor signaling pathway
Cellular component (GO): plasma membrane
Molecular function (GO): glucagon receptor activity; peptide hormone binding
Source: RefSeq, a predicted model, not a curated record